This is a messenger RNA of Callithrix jacchus (white-tufted-ear marmoset), 3967 nucleotides long. It is a transcript of the gene MAU2, whose product is annotated as MAU2 sister chromatid cohesion factor. NCBI's taxonomy places the organism in Eukaryota, Metazoa, Chordata, Mammalia, Primates, Cebidae. Gene Ontology annotation, molecular function: protein binding. Gene Ontology annotation, biological process: mitotic sister chromatid cohesion. The record is from RefSeq and is a predicted model, not a curated record.
GAUGGUGUCGCCCUUUUUACACCUUCCCGAAGCGGCGGCAUCCCGAAUAUAAACUACAUGUUCCAGGAUGCUUUAGGCGGCAGAUCUCUCGCGAAAGCCGCGAGGAGCCCCGGGCCCCGCCCCGCGCGCCUUCUUCCGCCUCCCUGUGGCGGCGUCUUGUUGUUGUGGAGGCCAAAAUGGCGGCUCAGGCGGCGGCAGCGGCUCAGGCGGCGGCGGCCCAGGCUGCGCAGGCCGAGGCGGCCGACUCGUGGUACCUGGCGCUUCUGGGCUUCGCUGAGCACUUCCGCACUUCCAGCCCGCCCAAAAUCCGCCUGUGCGUACACUGCCUGCAGGCCGUGUUCCCCUUCAAGCCGCCGCAGCGCAUUGAGGCCCGUACGCACCUGCAGCUGGGCUCCGUUCUCUACCACCACACCAAGAACAGCGAGCAGGCGCGCAGCCACCUGGAGAAGGCGUGGUUGAUAUCACAGCAAAUCCCACAGUUCGAAGAUGUUAAAUUUGAAGCAGCAAGUCUGUUGUCUGAGUUAUACUGUCAAGAGAAUUCCGUUGAUGCAGCAAAGCCGCUGCUGCGGAAGGCAAUCCAGAUCUCACAGCAGACCCCAUACUGGCACUGCCGUCUGCUCUUCCAGCUCGCUCAACUGCACACGCUUGAGAAGGACCUGGUGUCGGCCUGCGACCUCCUGGGUGUGGGGGCCGAGUACGCCCGGGUGGUGGGAUCCGAGUACACACGGGCGCUGUUCCUCCUCAGCAAGGGGAUGCUGCUGCUGAUGGAGCGCAAACUGCAGGAGGUGCACCCACUGCUGACCCUCUGUGGGCAGAUCGUGGAGAACUGGCAGGGGAACCCCAUCCAGAAAGAGUCGCUGCGUGUCUUCUUCCUGGUGCUCCAGGUCACCCACUAUCUGGAUGCCGGGCAGGUAAAGAGCGUGAAGCCGUGUCUGAAGCAGCUGCAGCAGUGUAUCCAGACCAUCUCCACACUGCACGACGAUGAGAUCCUGCCCAGCAACCCCGCCGACCUCUUCCACUGGCUGCCCAAGGAGCACAUGUGUGUGCUCGUCUACCUGGUGACUGUGAUGCACUCCAUGCAGGCAGGCUACCUGGAGAAGGCACAGAAGUACACGGACAAGGCUCUCAUGCAGCUGGAGAAGCUCAAGAUGCUGGACUGUAGCCCCAUCCUAUCGUCCUUCCAAGUAAUCCUGCUGGAGCACAUCAUCAUGUGCCGCCUCGUCACGGGUCACAAGGCCACGGCUCUUCAGGAGAUCUCCCAGGUCUGCCAGCUGUGCCAGCAGUCCCCCCGGCUCUUCUCCAACCACGCAGCACAGCUGCACACACUGCUGGGCCUGUACUGUGUCUCUGUCAACUGCAUGGACAACGCGGAAGCCCAGUUCACCACAGCCCUUCGGCUCACGAACCACCAGGAGCUGUGGGCCUUCAUCGUCACCAACCUGGCGAGUGUGUAUAUACGGGAAGGAAAUAGGCACCAAGAGGUACUCUACAGUCUGCUGGAGAGGAUCAACCCAGACCACAGCUUCCCUGUCAGCUCACACUGCCUCCGAGCGGCUGCCUUCUAUGUGCGCGGGCUCUUCUCCUUCUUCCAGGGACGCUACAAUGAGGCCAAGCGAUUUCUGCGGGAAACUCUGAAGAUGUCCAAUGCCGAGGACCUGAACCGGCUCACGGCCUGCUCUCUCGUGCUCCUGGGCCACAUCUUCUACGUGCUGGGAAACCAUAGAGAGAGUAACAACAUGGUGGUUCCUGCCAUGCAGCUGGCCAGCAAGAUCCCAGACAUGUCAGUACAGCUAUGGUCAUCAGCACUGCUGAGAGACCUGAAUAAAGCCUGUGGGAACGCCAUGGAUGCCCAUGAGGCCGCCCAGAUGCACCAGAACUUCUCGCAGCAGCUGCUUCAGGACCACAUUGAGGCCUGCAGCCUCCCCGAACACAACCUCAUCACGUGGACAGACGGUCCACCUCCCAUGCAGUUCCAGGCUCAGAAUGGACCCAACACCAGCCUGGCCAGCCUCCUGUGAGGCCCGGAUGGGGCCGUCCAGCUCCGCAGGGCCUGCGUGUCUCCGGCUUCCACCCAGACGGCACUCAAGCUUGCCCCCGAGGCAUGCUUCCUUCCUGACUGUCUCUAGAGCUUCCAAGUCCUGGGAAUGUGCGGGACCAGUCCCUGCCCUCCCAGGAGGGGUGAUGGCCGUUGCCACCUUGCACUGGGCCCCCAGUGCAGAGGCUCACAGGUGGCACUCAGGUGCCGUCUCUCCAGAGCCACCCUUCAGAGUGGACCUCAGUGCCUCAGUGCUGCCUCUGCAUCUGGGUCAUGUUGGCCUUGAGCAGGGUGCAGGCCCCUGGCAGAUCCUGAUCCUGUGUGCCAGGGCGGGUGGUGCCCCAGGGGCACCGUGCCUGAUUCCAUCGCCCAGGUCUUGAUGCCGAGCAGGUGGAGUGUUUCCUCUGCUCAAGGCAGUUUCCAGAGCGCGGAUGCCAGUUUCUGGCCUGAAUUUGGAGGGAAGAAGUGAUGGUCCGCGUGCAGGAUGAAGCACAGAUCCCAGCACUUUUCCCAGCUUUCUCUCCAGCGUAGGUCCCUGCAGCAGCUGGGGCCUUUGGUCAGGAACCCUCAGGGACCCAGGAACUCAGCUUCCAAACAUCUGCACCUUGACUGGACUCGCCAUCCCACCAUGGGGGGUGCAGGUGAUCGUAAACAUGGGUGUGCGUGUGUGUGCACACGGGUGUGCAGUGAAGAUCCAUGGAGCUGGAGCUGGGAGCUGAGGCUCCUGUUGCACCAGCCACCUUCCCCCGUCCUUUGGCUGCUGAGGGGCAGGAAGUAGGGGAUUGGCUCCUCUCCCAAAUUUAAGAUCAGCUCCUCAGCUAGCUUAGGGUGCAUGGCAUGGCCCCACCCCCAGAUCUGGAACAUGGGACUUUGUUCCUGGCAGAUCUGUGGCCUUCCCUGCAGAGGACAUCUGUGGGCAGUGGCUCAGCCUCCUGGUCCCCUACCGUCCCUGUUUCCCCUGCCAGGUCUCUGGGGCACAGUGUGCAAACCCCCUCCCUAGCUGGGCCCCAGGGAACUUCUGCUGGGUCCAGAGAGCAGGGUUUUAUCCACUUUUAGAUAAUCAGGAGGUCACAAUGUGGCAUUGGGAGGUGGGGUCAGGGGUUAAGACAUUAGUAGCAGGCAUCAGGGCUCAAGACACCACCUCCUCCAGCUUCUGGAGCACGGGAGCCUUUCCCUGCAGCAGGGGGUGGGGGUCCUGCUCACCAGAGUAGGUGGUGGUUUCAGGUCUUGUUACCCUCACUCUGUGGAGCUGCCUCUGGGAGCUUCCGCGUCUGCGAUUGAAGGGACGCUGGAUUGCUUGGGUCAGCUGCUCAGGAUCCCCAGGCUGGGCGUGCCUUAGCCAAAGGCAGGGCUGUCAAUAACCCUUCCUCACUGGCUACCACCUGCAGCCAGGCUGACAUCAGCACCAGUGAUAGGCUGGUCAGAGGGAUGGGGAUGGACUACCACCAUCUCUGGGUCACCAGCGGGAGAGCCUGGCCCUGUCUGUGCUACCCAGUGCUGCCUCCAGGCCCAUGAGGCCAGUAGGAGAGCAUGUGGCACUGGCCCACAAGCUGUCCCUGUCCUGACUUCCAAGCCAUGGCCUCUGCCGGCUCCACCUGAAGGAGCCUCCCAGGUCCUCCCCUUCAUCACUGAGAUGCCACCAACUGUGUCUCCACAAUAUGCUCCUGCCCACCUGGGCCCCGCAUUGUCCGACCCCUGCACACCACACUCACGUCACCACAGUGUGCAUCAUGUUCGUCCCCAUCUAUUUAUUUAAGCCUUUCUUUGCUUGUAGGGCAUUUUGUAUGUAGAGCAGUUGAAAACAGAACCUCAGAACUUAACAUCUGCCCUGAUGUUAAAGUGCUUUUCAUGACCACCCUGUUAUCUAUGUAUAUGUAAAGUUAAGGAGGAGAUCUUAAGUUUACAAUUAAAAACUCAGUACUCGGUAUUUAA